Molecule: messenger RNA, 762 nt
Organism: Emiliania huxleyi CCMP1516
Lineage: Eukaryota; Haptophyta; Isochrysidales; Noelaerhabdaceae
Exons: 2
Coding region: 1-762 (253 amino acids)
Source: RefSeq, a predicted model, not a curated record
AUGGUGCCCGCCUCGACGCCUUCAGCGCCGCCACCGAGCGGCACCGCGCCGCCUCCCGGCUCCGAGACUUUGGACGUGGGCGGGUGGCAGGUCGUCGUCGCCGACGGGCACGCGGUGCUGCCUGAAGGCAUGACGCACCUGCCUUGGGCCCUCGUCUCCAUCGGCGACGGAGCCUUCUUCGGCUGUUCCUCGCUCGUCUCCGUCGACCUUCCUGCCAGCCCCACCUCCAUCGGCUGGGGCGCCUUCGGGGGCUGCGCCUCCCUCGUCUCCAUCGACCUCCCCGCUGCCCUCACCUCCAUCGGCAUGCGCGCCUUCUACGACUGCGAGGCCCUCGCCCGCGUCGCCUUCCCCGCCACCCUCGUCUCCAUCGGCGACUGCGCCUUCUCUGGCUGCUCCGCCCUCGCCUCCGUCACCUUCCCCGCUGGCCUCACCUCCAUCGGCGACUUCGCCUUCAACGCCUGCUCCUCGCUGACCCGCGUCACCGUGCCAACCACCGCCACCAUCGGCUUCGGCGCCUUCCCACCCGCCACCACCGUCCUCCGCCUCCCUCCCGCAAAGAUGCGCUGGUACAAUACCGUGGACCGGAUUCUUGCCUACAAGCGCUUCGCUCUCGAACACAAGGUUGGCCUUCUUGGCUGGCUAGAGCGGGUCAACAUCAGGCUCGGCUCUUACGGCCCGGACGGCGCGGCGCGCAAGCGCGACCGCGAGGAGUUCGAGGGCGACUUUGGGCACGGCGCUGCGGCGGGAUCGUCCGGCGCAUGA